Glarea lozoyensis ATCC 20868 is the source of this 162-nucleotide messenger RNA. RefSeq lists its product as uncharacterized. The transcript is spliced from 2 exons. Lineage: Eukaryota; Fungi; Ascomycota; Leotiomycetes; Helotiales; Helotiaceae. The record is from RefSeq and is a predicted model, not a curated record. The coding region runs from base 1 to 162 and encodes 53 amino acids.
AUGUCAAGUAGCCAACCUCGCACGUAUCUAUUGACCAAUCUCUAUUACCAUGAUGCGCAGCAACGACUGGACACGCCGAAAACACGCCGAAAACACGCCGAAAACACGCCGAAAUACUUUGUCCGUUUUGAAUGUGGACCAUGGGUCGACGAUGAUUUCUAG